Acyrthosiphon pisum (pea aphid) is the source of this 3187-nucleotide messenger RNA. Its product is annotated as store-operated calcium entry regulator STIMATE. Gene Ontology annotation, cellular component: membrane. The transcript has 6 exons. The coding region runs from base 201 to 986 and encodes 261 amino acids. NCBI's taxonomy places the organism in Eukaryota, Metazoa, Arthropoda, Insecta, Hemiptera, Aphididae. The record is from RefSeq and is a predicted model, not a curated record.
AACAUUUAUUGUGAUUUAGUAUUUUAACAUAUUAUUUUCAUCAAUACUCUAAUUUAAAAAAAAAAGUUAUUCCGUAGUUGUUAAAACUGAAUGGAUCUAUGAUUUUGUUUUUAACGUGAUAUCUGUCUUCCAUUACGUAACUAUAAAAACAUAAGUGCUGGUUUCUUUCUUGUAAAACCACGGCUUAAAAUAUAUAUGUCAUGACGGUAGACAUAUUUGAUGAACCAGAUGUGCAUUGCAAACCAAAUGCAUUAGUCGGUAAUUUUGGAUGGUUCCUACAAGGCCUUUUGGCUACAUUGGCAUUCCUCUGUUUAAUAAUAAAACGAUUUUGUGAACCAAAAUAUGAUCGACGACCCUGGAAAGUAUGGUUUUUUGAUACUUCUAAACAAGGAAUGGGGUCCUUGCUAAUGCAUUCAGCAAAUUUAGUUUUGGCUGGUCAAAUUCAAGGCGAUCCAUGCACAUGGUAUAUGAUUCAUUUUUUAAUGGAUUCGUCACUUGGUCUAUUAUUGAUAUUUUUUGGUAUACGAUUUUCACAACAUGUAGCAAGAGUAAAAAAUUGGGAAUCUUUUAACUUUGGAGAAUAUGGAAAACCAGAGUCAAUUAGAAUCUGGUUUAUUCAGUGUGGCUUAUAUUUGUCACUUUUAUGUUGUGUUAAAAUUGUUAUUACAUUGUUGAUUUCAUUAGACAUCUGGCGAGUUAUCACAAAAUUUAUCAUGUCACCAUUUACUGACCCUAGAACAGAAUUAACUAUAGUCAUGCUUAUUAUACCUCUGUUUAUAAAUGCUCUUAUGUUUUGGGUGACUGAUGACAUUUUGAUGCAUAGAAGUCGUCAUCGAGUUGGUUUAUUGCGACGUAUAAAAAUACAAUACCAUAAGGUUCAGCAAAGUGGUAGACUUGAAGAUUCACCUAUUUCUGAUGAAGAUGAAUUGCUCAAUCUAGAUGAAACAUCAACAAUUCUACGAUCUAGUGGAGUUCAGGGUUUUUAAUAUGUUUUAUAAUUUUAUUUUUAAAUAAUCAUGCACUAUGGUAUUUACUUAAUUCCUCAAUUUUAAUCAACAUUCCUUCAAUGUAUAUUGCAUAUUAUUAUGAAUCGCGGAAAAAAAAAAGUCCCAGUAAAAAAGUCCCGAUAAAAAUGAAUGAAAAUAUAUCAAAAUUGAAGUAUAUAUAUGUUAAAAUUGUAUUGAAAAAUACAUUAUAGUUAUAUAAAAAGUCAUAUAAUAUCAUAAAAAAAUUUUAUUUCUUAUCACAAGUAGGUUUAGGUAGAUCAUUACAUGCUCUGUGGUUUCUAAUUAUUCUUUUUAGAUAUUCUUCUUUUGUCAAUUCAGCGAGUAUACUUCGGGGAACGUUUGAUACUACUUCCCCGAAAAUUUUAGCUGGUAAAUUGUUAGUUUAGCUUUUUCCACCAUUAGAUUUUUUAUUUUAGCCGCAGAAAUAAGAUUUUCAUUUGCUUCAUGUACAUGAUUGUUAUUUACAGAAAUCAAAGUUGGUUUAGUUAUGUUUAAAUCAGUUUUUAAUAAACAUGGACAUUUCAUAGAGCUGUUUUUUGAACACCUCCAACGAAGAAAACUAGAACAUUCUUUGUGGAAAUUGUAGAAAAAUACCUUAUUCGCAAACUUGAGUGUAUUUUUUGUUAGAAUUAAUUAAUUCCAACUCAAUUUUUUAAUUUUAAACUUGCUUAUAAACUGUGAAAAAAAUAUAUAAAAUUUAAAAACAAACGUAUAAACAUUACAAUACUAUACGAUGUCAUCCAAAAGACUGGCAAGAGUCUAUCAUUACCUAUAUUAUUAUGACUGUGUCUGGUGUUCGGAAAUGGGAAUUUUCUAGUGUACCAAUUAAUAUAGGAUCAAAAUAUACGGCUUAUGAUAGUUAUUAUGGUAGAUAACAAAUAUAGUUUGCACCUACCUAUACAUUACACACUAAAAUAAGUACAAAGUAUAACUGUACAACUGCAGUAUAAGAAUAAGUAUUUUGGUAAAUUUUCCAGUAAACUUUAUUUCCUAUUAUUUAUUACUUCUUAUGGUAGAUGACAAAUAUAUAAUAUGUACAAGCAUUUUAUUCAUUACACUUACCCACUAAAAUACAAAGCACAACUAUAGAACUGUACAAGUACCUACAAGAAUAAGAUUUUCGGUAAUUUUUUCACCAAACUUUUUUUUCAGGACUUUUUUCCUAGCGUGGGACUUUUUUUUCCGAUUACCAACAUUAUACACCUCAUAAAAACAUAUUGUGAACAUUAUACGAUUUUCAAUUUUGUUUGUUACUUUUAUAUUUAUUUAUAUAAUUUAAUAAUAUAAGUACUAUAUUAUGUUUACCAAUCUUAAAAGUACUAACAAUCAUCAAUUUUUAUAUAAAUAUUAAAUUAAUUUAAAAUUAUAUAAUUUGUAUAGUAAUUUAAUGUUGAUAUACACAAUUAUAUAGUUAAAAAUCGAAUUAUAUUAAGCCCAGUAUUCAUAUUUAAACCAUUACAAAUUUCUUUGAUAUUUAUAUAUUUUAAAAUUUUAGUAUACCAAUUUUAUACAAACAUUUUUGAUAGACAAUAUAACAUAUUAAACUUUGAUAAUAUGAUAGCAAUAUGCAUGGGAAAAUAAAUAAAUGUAUAUUUGUAUUGAACUGUGUUAUUUUAUGCAUAUUAUAAUGUUUGAGUGAUGAUAGAUAUGACCAUCGACCAUGUAAAUUGUGAAGUAAUGAUUUAUAAAUUAAACCAAUACAAGUUACAAGUCAAACAUAAAAAAAAAAACCAAUUGAAUAUUACUAAAUUUUUCAGACAACUUUUAUAAAUUGUAAAUUGUUUUAUCUUUUGAUAUAUAUUUUAAGGUGUAUGUUCGAAGCAAAUUAUUUCUAAACCAAUAAUGUAGAUUAAGAAUAUUUAUUUUUUCAAACUAAAUGUUUUUCUUGUAAUUUAUUUUACCAUAGUAAUUAGUCCAAGAGCUUAAAUGACUGUGAUACAAAUUAUAGUAAUAUCAAAAUGUUAUAAAUCUAAAAUAUUAUAUCCUUAGCCAUACCCUGUUUUAGGAUUGUUAGUAAUUUUUUACUUGUAAAUUUUGUGGUUGAUAAAAACCUAAAUGAUUAUAAAAAUAUAUAUAUAUAUUUUUCAGUAAUUUUAUAUACAAAUAUUAUAGCCAAAGUCUAAAUUAAAAUUUUUUUUUUGUAUCAAUAAUUUUCAGACAUUAAAAUUAUGUUUAUUAUA